AUGCCCCUAAGAAUUAAUAUCACUCAUGAAUUAAAAUAAACAAAGCUUGAAGCAAAGGGAAAUGGAUCUGCUCAUCUUUAUGGAUAUUGCAUGCAAUUGGAUUAAUAAAAUGAGGAUGCUGAUUUAUAAUCAGAAGCUCAAUUACCACAAUGGGAUAAGAUGGAUUGGAAAGAUGAAUAGUUCUAAAAGAGAGUUAAAUGA
This is a messenger RNA of Paramecium octaurelia, 201 nucleotides long. The record is from the annotation of a GenBank genome assembly. NCBI's taxonomy places the organism in Eukaryota, Ciliophora, Oligohymenophorea, Peniculida, Parameciidae.